GUCCUCUCACGGCACUAAGAAAUUGGUCUCCAUCAUCGGCGCGCGCCACACCACAUUCCAUCUCUACCACCACCGAUCGACCAAGCUCAUCUACUCGAUGAUGCUCCGGAGUCCGGUCGCCAUGCGGGCCACGGCCACUUCCACCCGCCCCGCCGCCACCAAAUUCUUACUCACCGUCGUCGUCGUCCUCUCCUUGGCCCUGGCCACGUACGCCGUGCCGCUCAGCCGGCCGACCUGCGUGCCCGAGGAGCGGGACGCGCUGCUAUCCUUCAAGGAAGGCGUCACCAGCGACCCCGGAGGGCUCCUCACCUCCUGGCGACGAGGAUCAGACUGCUGCCGGUGGCGGCAUGUCCGGUGCAGCAACCAGACGGGCCGCGUGGUCGCGCUUAGCCUCCGGAACGCGCCGGGCGGGGCCGAGCUCGACGACAGAGGGAACGACGAGGGGGCGCUCGUCGGCCGGAUAAGCCCCUCGCUCCUCUCCCUCUCGCGGCUGCGGCACCUGGACCUCAGCCGGAACUACCUCGAGGGCUCCCCCGACGCCGCCCUACCGGCGUUCUUGGGCGGCCUCCGGAGCCUGCGCUACCUCAACCUCUCCGGCAUCUACUUCUCCGGCGAGGUCCCGCCGCAGCUGGGAAACCUCUCGAGGCUGCGCUCCCUUGACCUCUCAAGCGACUUCGGCACGCAGCUGUUGCGCUCGUCAGACCUCUCGUGGCUGGCGCGUCUGCCGUUGCUGCGGCACCUCAGCCUGAGCUCGAUCGACAUGAGCAGAGCACCGGACUGGCCUCGGGCGGUGAGCAUGCUCCCUUCACUCAAAACUCUCUAUCUCUCUUCCUGCUCGCUUCCAAGCACGAACCACUGGAAACUUCCGGCGGCAGGCUUGCGUAACCUCACAAAUCUUGAGGAGCUGGAUCUCUCCAUGAACCACCUCAACCACCCGGCCGCAUACUCCUGGUUCUGGAACGUGACAAGCCUCACUCACAUCAACCUCAUGGGAACCUUCCUGUCCGGGCAGCUCCCUAAUGCACUGGACGCCAUGGUGUCCCUUGAGAUUCUUGAUUUCUCAUAUAAUGGAAACAUGGCCACCAUGCCAAGAAGCUUGAGAAACCUCUGCAACCUGAGGUACUUAGACCUCGAGUCGAGCCUCGUAGGCGGCCAGGACAUUGUCAAGCUGAUGGAAAGCCUGCCGCAGGGAUGCCCAUCCAACAGGUUGCAACAAUUGUACCUAGCAAACAAUGGAAUAGGACACUUCGCUAGAUUAAGCACUCUAGACCUUCGUGGCAACUACCUCACUGGACAUGUCCCGCCUCAGCUUGGUAUGCUCUCUAAUCUAACUUACCUGGACAUUAGUCUCAAUGAUCUUCAUGGUGUGCUCACGGAGGAGCACUUUGCUAAAAUGGCCAGUUUAGAGACAUUGGACCUAUCGCAGAAUCCCCUACUCAAGAUUCACGUGGAUUCAGAAUGGAAGACUCCCUUCAAGCUUAGAGAUGCAAAUUUUUCGUUGUGCAUCAUGGGUCCCCUUUUUCCUGCCUGGCUCCAGUGGCAGGUGAAUCUUACUUACCUUGACAUCUCAAGCUCAGGUAUAACUGAUAAGCUCCCGGACUGGUUCACCAUUGCAUUUUCAACAAUGGAUUUUCUGGAUAUGUCCAAUAAUUCAAUAUAUGGCGAGUUGCCGGAAAAUAUGGAGGACAUGUCAUUGACACAAUUCUUUCUCGAUUCCAAUAGACUUACUGGGCCCAUACCAAGUCUACCAAGGAAUAUCAUCUACUUGGAUAUCUCCAUGAACUCUUUAUCAGGGCCUUUCCCAUCCAAUCUUGGAGCUCCGGGACUAGAAAUGCUGCUUAUGUUCUCGAAUGGCAUCGUGGGUCAUCUUCCCGAAUCAAUCUGCCAUUCACAGAAGUUGAUAGUCUUAGACUUAGCAAACAACCUUCUCGUUGGAGAACUACCUUCAUGUUCUAGAAUGGAAUCCUUGAGGUACCUGCUGUUAAGUAACAAUAGCUUCUCUGGACCAUUCCCACCAUUUGUACAGAGCUGCAAAAAUUUGGGUUUCUUGGAUCUUGCAUGGAAUAACUUAUCCGGAACAUUGCCGACGUGGAUUGGCAACUUGGUGCAACUGCAAUUUGUACGGUUGAGUUAUAACAUGUUCUCUGGGAAGAUCCCGGUCAUCAUCACAAAACUCAAGUUCCUUCAUCAUUUGAAUCUAGCAGGAAAUAAUAUAUCCGGAUCCAUCCCACUGGGUAUGUCAAACCUAACAGCAAUGACACGGAUGGCGGUAAGGAUUGGCUCGUUUCCUUAUCAGGCGUAUGCAAAUGCGGCGGGUGAAGGUGGAAAUAGCUUGUCCGUUGUUACCAAGGGGCAAGAACUUAAGUAUGGUGUAGGAAUUUUGGAUAUGGUGAGCAUUGACUUAUCCUUCAACGGGUUAACUGGGAUAAUUCCAGAGGAAAUUGCUUCUCUUGACGCACUGUUAAACAUAAAUGUGUCUUGGAAUCGCCUGAGCGGUUAUCUACAGGGCCACCGCUUGGAUCAGUAUGUGGUCGUUACUCAGUCCUGGAAGCAUGAGAGGCUUUGGUUACGGGGUUUGCCCGAUGUGAGAUGGUAG
Triticum aestivum (bread wheat) is the source of this 2596-nucleotide messenger RNA. Its product is annotated as receptor-like protein EIX2. The transcript is spliced from 3 exons. Gene Ontology annotation, molecular function: protein binding. The record is from RefSeq and is a predicted model, not a curated record. Lineage: Eukaryota; Viridiplantae; Streptophyta; Magnoliopsida; Poales; Poaceae. The coding region runs from base 98 to 2596 and encodes 832 amino acids.